AUAGGUAUACAUAUACAAACUUUCAAAUAAACACCUAGAUAAACACGAAGUAUUAUUGUAAAUAGAUAUCUCAUGUUUCUUUGUUUGUGUUACAAAAACUUUAGUUAAUUUGUCACUGAUAAGAUAAAACGUUUCGAUAGUGUCCAAUACGCAUUUUGAUAUUGUGGCAUUGCCAUAAAAGUUAAUUAGUUUAAAUUCUUGGAGGCUGCAGAAAAUGGUUAACUCUUCCAUUGUACAGCCGGUAGAGGUUUCUAUCGCCGAACGCAUCGACUUAGGAACAAUUCCGUUGAACGCCUUGCGACAGCGCACAAUUCAAUUAUUAUCUGCGCUAUUAAACAACAAGAAGAUUUUCAAAUCCGAAGAAGGCUACUGCCGUGAUUGGCGAGGUUUGUUUCAAGUACUAAGUCUACAGAACCACUACGUUACCGAGUUGGAGAAUCAUGUCAAUCCUACAAGACGAGUAAUUGAUCUUUGGCAAGAAGCUGCCAGAGAAGCAAAGAGUUCACCUAAUUUAAAGGAACUUCAAAACAUUCUUGGUUUUAUUGAUCGGUGGGAUGUUCUGGAUAGUAGCAGCAAAUUAUUUUAUGAAGAUGCCGAAGCAUUUUUAACUCAACGACAAAAAAUAAUGAAUCGAGAAGCCGAAUCAGAAAAGCAGAAACAGAAUCUGGACGAAUGUGGCUCGGAUGAAGAUAUUAUUACUAUUGACGACUCUCAUAACCAUAAGCAAUUUUACGAUGCCUUCGUGUUGUUUGCAGAUGCGGAUGUUGAAUUUGCUACAAAAAUUAUUGAACGCUUGGAGGAGAGAAAACUGAAGAUUUGUGUUAAGGAUCGAGAUCUUCUUGCUGGAAUCAGUUUUGAGCACGAGGCAAUAAUACGUCUAAUUUCCGAGCGCUGCCGACGCCUGGUUGUGGUCAUUUCAAAAGAAUUCUUGAGAAGUCCGCUGAACGAAUUUUUUGUUACAUUCGCUCAAGCUUUGCAGAUUGAGCAGAAAAAACGCAAAAUCAUACCAUGCGUCUACGAACGCCUUGAGCUGCCAGCAAAUCUAAAAUUUUAUUUUAUCUUGGACUACAAACGAUCGAACAAACUAUACAAUUUUUGGGACAAAUUAAUGGAUGCUAUUAAAGUGAAAGGAGAAUCGCCAUCAGUUCAAUUCAGGAGUGAAACCAAUCCCGUCGGUUCUGUCAUCGUGCCUGAACAUAAAAACGAUGUAAACACACCAGCACGACUUAUAACUGAACAAUCACUUGUGGCGAAUGAUGAGAAAUUAGAAGUCAAAUUUGCAGUUUCCAGUGAAGUGAAUACUCAACAAUCAGCCAAAAAGUCACAUUCUUCGUGGGAUAUUACCAACACAUUCAAACUGAGAAGCAAACCCAAACCAGCUCAUUCGAGUACAUCGGAACUCGCAUCGAAAUCGGAAGACCGGGAACUUGAACAGAAGAAGCAAAAAUGGUACUCCAAGUUCGGAUUAUCUUCAGAGGACCGUAAAGCGAUAGACGGGUCAGCAGAUAACCCUAAGAAAAAGAAAAAUAAAUGGUAUAAAACAAACAAAAAGAUAGCAACUGCACUGUGAUAUUGACAGUCUGCUCCACGAACUUUGUGUAGUACGUUUUAAAUGUUAUAUUUUAUAGUUUAGUAAUAUACGCAAACUAAGUUAAAUGAACGUUGGUAAUGAUAGUAUUUUUUGAGUUUUAUUUUUAGGUUGGGUUGGGAUUUUCAUUGCAUUUCAAACGCUCCCCAAAGUUGAUGGGAUCGACGGAUUUUCAAAUAUCGUGCAACAAAAUUAGAUCCAGUUUUUUACCGUUUCAAACUUUGGUACUGUUAGGUUACGAUCA
Topomyia yanbarensis is the source of this 1832-nucleotide messenger RNA. It is a transcript of the gene Myd88, whose product is annotated as myeloid differentiation primary response protein MyD88. Gene Ontology annotation, cellular component: plasma membrane. NCBI's taxonomy places the organism in Eukaryota, Metazoa, Arthropoda, Insecta, Diptera, Culicidae. The coding region runs from base 215 to 1570 and encodes 451 amino acids. Gene Ontology annotation, biological process: positive regulation of canonical NF-kappaB signal transduction; Toll signaling pathway; MyD88-dependent toll-like receptor signaling pathway. The transcript has 4 exons. Gene Ontology annotation, molecular function: Toll-like receptor binding; TIR domain binding. The record is from RefSeq and is a predicted model, not a curated record.